Cryptococcus wingfieldii CBS 7118 is the source of this 708-nucleotide messenger RNA. RefSeq lists its product as hypothetical. Lineage: Eukaryota; Fungi; Basidiomycota; Tremellomycetes; Tremellales; Cryptococcaceae. The record is from RefSeq and is a predicted model, not a curated record. Bases 1 to 708 code for a protein of 235 amino acids. The transcript has 2 exons.
AUGUCCGCACCCUCCUCACAAACAGCUCCCCUGGAACCAACCCUCUACGCAAUCCUCCCUCCCGCCCUCCACCGUCCCAUCCUCGCACACCUUUCUUUGCAGGCCAUCCACGCCGAAGCAUACCACAUCGUCGACCGGAUGUACACCACUGCCAACCCUGUUCUACCGGGUCAGCUACGGAGUUUGAGAUUCCGUUCUCAGCUUGUUGGGGGGCAGGGAGUACAGGGGAAAGGAAAGGGUAAGGAGGUUGAGGGGCAAAGGGAGGAGAGAUGGGUGCAUACGCUGGCGUAUAUUUCGGCACCUUUGAGGGGGGCGGAAUAUUCGGAAGCGGCCGUCAGGGCUCUGCUUGCUAUUGAGGUGCAAGAUGAGAGUACGACAGAAGAGAUAGAACAAUUUAUAGACGUUCUCGGAUUCCGGCAUACGCAUACAUACACCCUCUCAGGACACCUCCUCCACCUCUCAAUCCCAAUCCCGACCUCCACUCCCCUCACCCUUCAUCUAUCCAUAACACGCAUAUCAACUUCCUCCUCCGAAACGGAGGAAUCACCAGCAAAGAACGAGCCAUAUCUGGUACAGCUGCGGCCAUCUCGGCCGGUGCAUGCUAUAGCGCAGCGAGGGGAUUUGUCGUUGAUGGAUAUGGUGGGGGUUAUGAGGGUCAUGGCGGGCAGGGUGGACGGGCUCGAGUGGUCGACGGGGGCAGCGUUUUGA